AUGCAGAUCCUGACCUGCCCCUCCAAGUUGAAGCUGCUUGAGACUGUGCUGCAACGGCACCUGCCCCAGGCUCUUCCGGUAAUUCUCGCUCCUCUACUGCCGUCCCCUUUCCCCAUCAAUUUAACAAAUGGCAACAUGGAUUUUUGCUCUAGCUAACUGCCCCCCUUUCCUUGGCAGGCCAACGGAGCUGUGAUGCACAUCAACCGUAGAAAUCCAGCUCAGCACGAAGUGGUGGUGGACUCUUGGCCGGAGUUUAAAGUUGUCCUUACCCGCCCACGUAAGGAGGUGAGAAUUCUCCCAUAACCCGUCACCUGAACCUGUGAGAAAAAGCACAAGAGACGGUAGCUUCUGAGGCUGGAAAGCCAUUGGAGACGCACUCCAUGGUGGUGCUGGGCCUGUUCCUGCCUCCUUUGCCUUUCUCUUGCUCCUGCUCUCCAUCGUUAAUAAGAUCCAACCAACCCCCGCUACCUGCGUCCUGUUAAUAACGAAAUGACUGUGCCACGUUCUGCAGGUGGUGAAAGACAAGCAGGAUUGCUACUCCAACUUUCAUACUGCUUUCUACUGGGAUGUAGACGCCUGGCGAACACUGUUGGAAAAUGCAGAAGCCAUUGACUGGGGAAAGGCCUUUCAGCUUCAAGGUAAAGCUCCUCAUGCUCUACCUAUUCCAUUCCUGGAAUAGCAAAGCUAGUAUCCUGGUAAGGUGAUGAGACAUUGAGAGGUACCAAGGAAGUGGCUCUGUGUGAGAUGAUAAAUGGGUGGGUAGUUAUAAAAUGGGUGGGCAAAGGCUGAGUUGAGAGCUGUGACCAUGGGGGAAGCAAGUCCCUCUUGGGGUGUAAAUACUGCUCAGGUUGUGUACCGUAUUUUUGUCUCAUAGGACACACCUAGUUUUUUUGGGGGGGGGGGAAUAAAGGGGGAAAAAAUUCCCUUUAUUUCCCCCCCAAAACCAGGUCGGGGAAACCGAACCAGGUCGAGGAACAGCAGGAUGGCGGCGCUGCGCCUCCUUGCUGUCCCCCGAGUUUGUGGGGCUGGCCGAUGUCUGUCCGGUGUGCGGGGCGCUCUGCUUCAGGGCGCUCCUCGCGCCGGGUGGCAAGCUGCUAUCCGCAGCGUGGGGAGCCCUGCGGGAACUCCCGCAGGGCUGCCUAGGCUGCGGAUGCGUUCCUGAAGCCUGGAGAGGGAAAGGGGUCAGUGCGCACCGACCCCUCUCGCUCUCCAAGCUUCAGCGAAAGCCUGCAUUCGCCCCAUAGGACGCACCCAGAUUUCCCCUUCAUUUUUGGAGGGGAAAAAGUGCGUCCUAUAGGGCGAAAAAUACAGUAUAUGUGUAAAUAAACCACAUGCCACAGAGACACCACAGUCUCUGCUGUACCUCAUUCCAAAGGAAACACCAACCCUGGGCAAUACCAAGAGAGGUGCAGACACAGAGCAUUAGCAAAUAUAAUUCCUCACCCCCAGGUUGACAUCUCAUUUUCAUUGUGUGCAGGGCUCCAAGAUGGCUUAUAUGAAGCUGCCAGAGAGAUUGCAGAGUCCAGACGUGUCAAUCUUAAGCCAUACUUCUACCAGACAGUCCUGCAUCCUGACCCAUCUGCCUACUGUCAGAGCCGGUUAGUGAGUGCAUAUUAUUUGUGGAUGGAAAAUAACAACAGCAAAUAUUCAGUAUUCAUUGGACUGUUUUCUGUUCUGGAAAAGGGCUGACUAGCUGAACACCAGCAAUUUCUGCUUCUAUUUUCAUCGGAAUUCUCAAACAUUCCUCCUCAUAAUCAGUAAGCAGUGAAUUGUAACCCAACACAAAGUUCCACAUCUGAUUGCUAUGUCCUGGCUUAGUUCUGACCACAAAACAGGAGGAGAAAGUCACAGAGUCACUUCCUGAGCUUUCUCUUGCAACUUCCUGUUCAUUUGUUCCAGUUGAUGGUGAUGAAAUACUUUUUAAGCUUUCAGUCUGCUCAACCGCCAUCACUGUCGCGCAGCGGUAAAUUAAUCAUAGCAGAGUCUUCUUUAUAAACAGAAUAAAACUUUACUGAAGAAAAUAAACUUGUUCAGAAACAGCAUAGUUAAAGAGCAUACACAGAGUGCUCAUAGCAGCUAUCUGACUCUUCACAGAGGUCCUGGAGCCACUGUGUCUGCCUCAGCUUUACAUGGCAACAACAACAGCACUGUUCACAGACUACUCCAUACACAAUCCAUACAGCUCUCUGACUGAGGCCCAUAGAGAUGCUGGCUACUUUUACAGAGAGAAUGAGUCUUCACCCAAGAUGAGUCACGAGUCACAGUCACUUAGCAGUUUGCUGUUAGCAGGCUUAGGCUUGAAUGAUUGUGUAGGCCUUGUAGGCCUUACUGCUUCUUCUGCUCUCAAGAACCUUUGUCUCAUGAAAAUCACUGCCUCUCUUUGUAUUUCAGGUACAGAAGUGGUCCCUUCCACUUCGGCAGCCUAAACUCCUCUCAUUCAGCUCUGCUCAAUGAAAAUUGGAGUGUUGGAUGCAAUGAUUGGAGCCUACGCUAUCUGGACAGCCUGAUCCACAACUUCCCUAGUGCUUGCCUCCUGGACAAAGAAGGCCAGCUGGUUUCCUGGUGCCUUAGUGAUCCAAUGGGUUGUUUGACGCAUGGCUACACCCUCCCUCAGUACCGAGGACAAGGCUGUGUGGCAGCUGUGGCAAGGGCAACAGCUGUGAAGUUGCACGAAUAUGGGUUCCCCCUGUUUGGUGGGGUUUUGGCAGACAACCAGCCUAGCAAACAGACAUUGAAGCGUCAAGGAUUCCACAUCUUGCCCUUGACAAAGUAUGCACUUUUCUUUACACCAAGCCUCCAGCCCACAAGAUAGCACACUGCAACCUUUCGCUCCCAGAACUGUGCACUUCAGGGUUAGUUAACAUCAUGGCCAGAUUUAGUAGCCUGCUCUGGACAUAUUUAAAAUUAAAUUGAAAUACAUAGCAAAGCAGCUAUUGCGGCUACUUUUCAUAUCAAUAAGAAUUAAGGUUAAAGUUAGUCCUGAUGGAUAUUCAGUUAGUCUAAAACACAUUUUCCCUUCUCUCUCUUUUAAGUCAAUCUUUUUAAGUUAAUCUUUUAAAAUUAAGUCUCUUUUUAGUCUCUUUGAGACAAUCCGACUCAUAUUCUGUACCACAGAAUGUCAGUCAGAGACCAACACUUUGGACACAAAUAUAUCUUGUUUAGAUGCUAUCGCCAUCUAAGCAUACCUACAGAGGCACCUUUAGGCAGGGCUCGUCAUAUUUAUCUGUCCCACAGGUGCCCAGUUUCACCAAACACAUACAAUGCAUUUGAGACAGACAUAUAUCAGUGACACAGAGGCUGGUUGAGUUGCCUGUCGCCCCCUGCCCAAUACUGCAGAUAUUAUUAUUUACUAAAGCACCACAUCCAUUUAAUCAUUCGUUCACUUGCCUCACGUAAAGAGGGUAAAUACCUUGUAAAGCAUUGUAACAUUACUAGGGAUCUUUCAUUCGGAGAAUCAGCCGAUUAUUCUGUAUCAUCUGAAUUACAUCCCACUGGGCCUGCGGCUGCAACCCAAGAAACAAUUUUGUGGAGUGAACCAUUCAGUAUAACAUAUAUAUAACACCACCAUCCCUUGCUCCCCAAAGCAAAGCCCCCCUUAGACAGACCAAGCUGGAGAAGAGACACACAGUAGGUGGGUGUUCAGCUUUGGUUUCUCAUUCCUAAUCUGCUUUUAUCAACAGGAAGACCACAACAGAGUAGCUGAAAGCAUGGUGGAGCAUCAGUAGCUCAUAAAAGACCAUGUUUUUGGUCUAUCGCGAGCACUGAGCUGUUACACCUUCUUGCACCUGUGUUAAAUACGGUAAAUCCCUAAUUUCAGGCUGUGUACACACACCUACAUUUAAAGUAUAUUCACACAUACCAAGAAUCCUGGGAACUGUAGUUUACCCAUUGCAAAUUUUGCUCAAUAUAUUGUUGUGCAUAGCAUACAACUUUUGAGCAGAAUAAUAAAAUACAAAGUUGAUUGGAAAACAGAAGAAUGCAUAGCUUUGCAAACUGCUAUGCCUAAACAAAAAUUGCCAAAUAUGUUUUGUCCGGUUCUUCAUCAGUGGCAAAUACUGAUAAAUUAAUGUAGAGUACACAUAACUUUAAACCAUAGUUAUGGUUCCUAAGACUGGAAGCAGACCUGAGUAACAGCUUUCAGAGAUAAGGAAGCUUCUCUUGGCUUCUUUCAAAAUCAAUUGCAUUAAGAGAAGGAUGAGUUCAGGAGUCACAACUGGGAAGCGUUAACCCCCCCCACACACACACAUUAGCUGCAACCUAUUGAAAAUUUACUCUAUGCUACUAGGCUUCAAAAAAGUGUCUAUUGGUUGCAGUAGAAGGUGAGAGGAUUUUACGAUCCUGUGCCAGGGUUUGGAAGUUGUGUUUCAAACCUAAGUGCAGGUUGUGGGUCAAAUUCUGGUUCAUUUAAAAAUCUUGGACUUAGGGGUACAGCCUGGAGCAGGAGUUCAUUUCUACAGAUAAAUGUAGUGAGUGUUUCACCGAACAACACUUACAUACAGGUGUCUUUUAUUAUUUUUAUGUUUCAUUAAAUUGAAAAUUAUUAUUAUUACUUACUGAAUUUGUUAGUCACUUUCUCGUACGCAGGGCAACCCAAAGCAACUUACAAAGAAAAGAACAAGAGUGAGAACUGGUGCUUUUAUGAAAAAUUAUACUGCAUUUUUUCCCAUUCUCUAUUAGUGAUAAAACAAAUUGCAUUCAAAAAUUGCAAAAAAAGAGAAAAAAGUCAGAGAAAUCCUCGUGGGUUGGAUACAUUGUUUUUCUCUCCAAUUGUUGUUUCCAUUUAGUUUACUCUCUGUAGACCUAUCCUAAUAAAUAUAAGAAUUCUCUCAUUAUUCACCUUUACCACAUUUUAAAAUUUAUCCCUCCAGAAAUUGGAAGAUCAAUAAAGAUAUCUAGUUUAAUUAUGCUUCACAUGGAAACUAGAACGUAAGAGCCUGCUGGAUCGGGUCAAUCAAGUCCAGCAUCCUGUUCUCAUCAUGGCCAACCAGAUUAUUUAUAUACAUUUACCAAACAAAAUAUCUAAGAUAAUUCAUUCUAUGUUGAUAUGUAAGUACAAGUCCAUCCAAUUCAUUCAAAGAUACUUCCUCACAAAAUAUCUUAGAUACAUCCUACAGACAUAAGAACGAAUUAUUUCUCCAAGACAAAAAGACAGCCCAACAUUGCAAUUUGCUGGUCAUUUCGCAAUUGUUGGGUGUAGCCCCAAUAUUCUUCAAACCUGGUACAAGUACAGUUUUUUUUCCUGGCUAGCCCGAAGUUGAUUUAUUUAAAAUUUGACAUAUUCUUAGAGUGUCAGUAUCAGAUUUGCUUUCCAAUACGUUAUGGAAACAAUUCUAGCUGCCAAUUCUAGCUGAUGGAAGAGAAAUGUAUCUUUAUCAGAGAAGCAAGUUGUUGGAGGUUUUGCCGCCAUGGAGGGAAAACCAGCUUACUUCAAUCCCAGUCCCUACCAAAACCCUUCCCAAUGGUUCACUAAUUAUAAUUGACAACAGACCUAUUUAAAUAAUCUCUGUAGUUCUGUUAGACUUGUUACAGAAUGAUUAAACCAAUGACUGAACCCUCUUCGGAGUCCAACCUUCAUGCCAACGCACAAGCACGCUAAUAGUCAAGAUCCGUUUUACGGAUCAUUUGAACAGCAUGACAGGGACUGUCAGAAAAUCAUAUAUUGCUCAGGUGAUCAUUAACUGUUUACAGUGGACCCUCUGGUUACGAAUUUAAUUUGUUUCGGUGGUCCGUGCAGACCCCAAAGAAUCCGUAACCAGAGGCGCCGCUUCUGCGGACGCAGAAAGCACAAUAGAGCAUAUACACCCAGCGUGCAGAGUGCUUCUGCGCAUGCGGCAAAAACUGGAAGAAUACACUUCCGAGUUUGCCGCUUUCGCAACCCGAAGAUUACAUAUUCAGAGCGCUAUGUAACUGAAGGGUCUACUGUAGUUUAAGUUGCCAUUCUUCUUUAGCUGGGACUUUGCUUGCUUUCCAAAUCCUCCAUUAUUUCCUUCAACUCAUCCUGGUGAAAGAAGCAGCAGCUAGCACUUCUCUCCCAAUCUUUUGAAGCAAACCCACCUCGUUCUUAUCCAGGAACACAGCCAAUUCUUCUGCAUCCGUGGGAUCCAAUCCCACAAGGCCUGUGGCUACAAUCGCAAGGAACGAUUAUGUUAAUGGUUCACUCACUCUAGUAUAAAUUCCCCCUCCUAAUCAUAGCAGUCCCUAAAGUUACCAAGCUGGAAAGAGGAUUCCAAUUGAAAAGGUCUGUAUUGCUGUUUUGGACAGCAGGUGAGCGGUAAUAAAGAGCUUCUUGCCUGUAGUUCACAAGAGAAGGUUUUUGUUUAUCAGAAUUGAGCUGGAAGGAAGGCGAGGGUUACAGUUACAGUUAGAAGCUCAGGGGGGGGUUUGCCAUCUGACACUGGGGUGUAGACAUAGGGGUUAAAUAAGUAAUAAUAAAAAUAAUUUUAUUAUUUGUACCCUGCCCAUCUGACUGGGUUGCCCAAGCCACUUCAAUGACAAAAGACUUCUCAGUUUGGGGAUUCUGGUGAGCAGCAAAGAACUGAUCUCUCUCCCAGGUGCUCAUCACAGGCAUUGUUUCUGCUGGUACCAGCCCAUCGGCUUUCACCUCCCAAGCUAUGUUGAUCCUAUCCUGUGCGUCCAAGUUGCAGUUGCUGGAGACGCUGCUGAAGAGAAACCUCCCUCAAACAGUUGUGGUAAUCUUGAGCUUUGUAAUCUGGUUUAAGAGCUAGGAAUGGGGGCAGGUUCCUGUCAACAUCUCUUGAUCUUUCCAAAACUCCACAUUUCGAAUCUGAGAACAUCAUUAUAUGUUACAUUUUUAGGUGCAUGCCUUAAGUUUUUACGUUCAACAAGCAGGUGCAUGAAAAUGUAUGUAUCAUGUUGAUAUGCUCAGCAGAGAGCUAUGAUUCGUGAGAAAUAUGUGUAAUAUGUGACAUGGCCUUGUGGGCUCCUAGAUUUUGUUAAUCAACUGGUAAACAGGAAGUCCUCAGUCAAGGUAAUACCAUUCAAGGGCUAGUCACUAACAGUGGGGAUUCAUGCAGCAGAUCAAAAUCUGAAUUAGGGGCCAUACCACCGAUUCUCUCCUCAAAUGUUUGUCUUAGGCUGCCUCUUUCAUCUGUAACAUCAAGGGAAAUUAACAGAUUCUCCUGUCCCUUGUGCUCACUCAGAUCAGGACACCCCACUCAAGGCAUGCAGCAGAUACAAGCCUGACACACCACACCACUUUUUCUCUCCCAGACCCCACACAUUUCUCCCAGGCUGCCUCCUUCAACUGCAGUACCAACUCUGAUAUCCAAUGACUUUUGACAGGUCUAUGGUGCAGUCAUGAAUAUAAACCGUGGGAACCCAGUGGACCAUGAGGUGAUUGUGGAUUCUUGGCCAGAUUGCAAAGCGGUCCUGACUCGUCCACGGACAGAGGUAGUGGCCUUUGGGGAUUUUGUGGGAGGGGCUUUGUGGGAUGUCAGCAGGAAAUGCUACGUGUUCUGUGCUGGGACUUCCUCUAAGCCAGGCUCAAACCAAAGGGGAUGUUGGCUUUUGUUUAGGAGGGCACAUUUGGCAUUAGAGCAGGGGUCAUUCCACAUCAAAUCAACGCAAAAAAACAAGGGUUUCAUCACCCACUGUCCUGGAUUUUGAUGAAACUUGAUGUACACCCUUCCCUUACGGUUGAAAGAAACCCCAUUAAAUUUUCCCCCUCUAUCUCAAACAGUUUUAAUUUUAUAGCACUUCAAAGUUUUGUGAAAUCUGCGCUGUCUGACCCUCUUGAGACCCUCGGCACAUGUACAUUUUAUUUUUUCUCCAUAACCAAUGAUCAGAUCAGUUUUUCUAGUGUUUAAGUGGUUUUGAUCAAGUGUGUUUGAUCUGUGCAAAUCCAUUGUGAAAAUUCAAUGGGAUUACUUCCCGAUAGCCAAUUUUCAUAAUUUCAUAUUCAAAUAUCCCCAAAUUAAAACAAGUAUGCACUUUACUUCUGGGGGGAAACUUAUAAUAACCAAUAUCAUGUUAAUUUUUACAAUGAACACCUUUCUUUCAUUAUUUUUUUCUAUUACAGCUAUGGAUUGUAGGAACGUUGUACCCAGUAGCCAUUUCCACCUCCCACGAUGUCCAAAAAACGUAAAAUCUGAAUUUUCAUUACAAGGAAUAAAAAACCCAUUAAUUUCAUUCUUUGUUGAGAAAGAGCAUGUCUUUGCAAUAAUUUUCAACAUCACAAACUUUGAGUUCCAUCAUGGCCACACCAGGUUUUCUUAACCUGGUUUUUCCAGCAAAAAAAAUACAUAGAAUACAUAGAUAGACAGAUAGAUAUAUUGGCAUUGAUAAAAUCUUUUGAGUGCUGGUGUGUUUUUUCCUGAAAUCAUCAUCCUCUUAUUGAGCUCUGUGUAAGAUUUCAUAGAGAUCUGAUCAUUGGUUAUGGAGAAAAAAAAUUAAGUGUAUAUGUCCCGGGGUCUCAAGAGGGACAGACAAUGCAGAUUUCAUGAAAGUUUGAAGUGCUAUAAAAUCAAAACCGUUUGAGAUAGAGGGGGAAAAUUUAAGGGGGUUUCUUUCAACCAUAAGGGAAGGGUGUACACCAAGUUUCAUCAAAGUCCAAGACAGUGGGUGACAUGACUGCAUUGACAUGACGUGGAAUGACCCACAGGUGAAAGUUCACUCAUCAUUUCAUCUCAACAUCAGGAAAAGCUUUAUCUGAUAAAGUGUCAGGAGGCAGUUAAAAGCGCAGGAAUUUUACCAGAAUAAAGUUGGUAACCUGAGAAGAACUGGUUAGAGAAGGAGAUGGCAGGGAGCCUAUCCUAAUGAGUUUCAUCUCUCUCUCUUUUAGGCCGAUACACACAAUACAGAUUUGUAUAAAAACAUAUAUGCAGCCUUUUACUGGGAUCUUGAUGUGUACCGGAGACUGUUGCUGGACACAGAUGCUGUCAACUGGAAGCAAACCUUUCGUCUCUAUGGUAAAAGGCAGUUCUUUCUAAGGGAAAAGUUAUGAGAUGACAGAGUCCCCCCCCCUUUUAAAUGACAUUACUGUAAUUAAUGUAAACUGUGGUGGCUGGUUCUCAUUGGAACUGGUAGGGCAGAAGGCAGGGAGACCAACAUAGGUGGAUCCAGAACCCAUAAUAGGCAGCAUUUGCCUUCUACAAGAGGCAAAACUGAGACUGAGGAGGAGGAAGCUGAUAGAAGUGCCCCCCCCCCACAGAUUGGAUGAAAAUAAAAAGCAGGUGGGAGGAGCUGGCUGUGGGCAGAUAGCGCUUGAUGAAGCAGGCCCCAUUCACCCUGAAAGACCAGCCUCCACUGAAUAUAAAAUGCCGGACCAGCACAGCCAUCAGGCGGAGUGAGGCAGUGGAUGCCCGAAGGUGGUACCCUCGCUUGCCCCAGUGCUGAUUUCCAGUGAGAUGUUGUCAAAACUGCACGAAAUCUUGUGGAGUGAGAUCUCACCCCCACCAGCAUGCUCUCACCCAAAUUCAGUACCAAUACCUGUGCCUCUUCUUUGCCAGUGCACGGUGGUGGCAGUGGCAAAGUGACACUUCCGGUUUCACAUCAGAUGGCAAAACGAGAUGUGAUGCCCCUGAUAAAGUGUCUCACACACUUAAGUGCUGUUGAGAAAUGAAGUCAAAAAGCGGAAGCCCAUUGAGAAGGAGGGAGGGACUCAAAAGGAACGUGAAGAGGAUAGAGAAAGUAGUGGUUAAAGAUUUGGGAAGAGGGAGGCAUUUUCACCUGCUACUUCAACAUUUGCAAGGAAAGAUCAAUGUGACUAUUGGGAGGCCAUAAUGGUUUCCGGAGGAAAUGUGGAGCAAGAGAGAGAAAAGCUGGAACUGUGAAAUCAAGGAGUACGUGGAGUUUUAGCCAGGAAGUGAAGAAUAUCAGUGAGUGGAAAUGAGAGGAAGGCAAAGGAAGAAAAGAGAAAGAGCUAAAGAGUGAAAAUACUUUAUGUGAUCACUUCAAAGAGAUCCUUUAACGAAAAGAAAGUCACUGGAGUGUAACCAAAAGGAAAUUUAGGUAAACCAAAACAUGGGAGGAAACCACACAGGCAGCUGAAUUAAGAAUAGAAGUCUGGGUGAACAGGACAACAGGCAAAAUAGAAAGAAGAGAACUGCAAUAGUCAAGCAUAGAAAAAAUAAGAUAAUACACUUGGGAUAGCUCAGUCGGUAGAGCAUGAAACUCUUAAUCUCAGGGUUACAAAUUCAAAGCUCCAUGUUGGGCAAAAGAUCCCUGCAUUGCAGGCAGUUGGACUAGAUUACCUAUGUGGUCCCUUCUAACUGUCUUUUCGGACCUUGGCUGUGAAUUUUUAAAUGGCAAAUAAAACGUAGCUAAGCAGUGUGGUAACAUUUGAAUAUAUUUUUAUUUGAUUUCUAGGGCUAUACCCUGGAUUAGACUGAAGCCAACCCAAUCCACAAUUAUCAUGUGCUCAUUAUGGCUAUUCCAAUCCCUUUUCAUCAUAUCUAUCCCACAUACAGACUGUGGGAUGGGGAAAUGGUCAGUAUUCAGGACUGCAGUUCAGGACUGCAGAGGCAGAGAGGGUGUAACUACACCUUAGGCCCAAACUAGGCAUGAGUGACAUUCACACAAAUCAGCAAUGGCAUCACAUGGCAACACGAGAAUGGGCCUUCUUUGUAGUGGCUCCCUGUCUAUGGAAUUCUCUCCCCAGGGAAGUUCGCCUGGCACCAUCACUUUAGGCACAAGGCAAAAACGUUCCUUUUUAACCAGGGCUUUAGUUGAUCUUAUUGACAUCCAACACCCUUUUAGAAUGUGUCUUUUUUUUUGGGGGGGGGGGUUACUGGGUUACUGCUUUUGGUUUGAUUUUAUAUGUUGUGGUCUUGUUGUGAACUGCCCUGAGACCUCCGUUUACAGGGUGGUGUAUAAGUUGAAUAAUAAUAAUAAUAAUAAUAAUAAUAAUAAUUCUAUGAAGGGCUUUUAAAAUGUCAAUAUCAGGUGUCAAAUUGGAAGAUGGGUAGUGUCAGGGGACUGACAUCGGAAAGGGGGAGGGAGGCAGGGGGAUACAGGGAGCCUCCGGCGCUUCUAAGAAGCAGCUCCUCGUCUGGCAGUGGAGAAAGCCACACCUCCAGGGAAGCAGGGGGAAGGGAAGGCUCAAAGAUGCUACGGGGAGCCCAAGCGCCUCACCUAGCCCGGCCGGCCGGGAGGCAAACACGCCGUUUCCAUCACCCUGCUUGCGCAGAGGGGUGAAACGUAAGGAGGAGAGGCGGAGAUUUGGGGUGUCUAAGUUCCUAUGCUGGUGGAGAAACCGGAAGGGGGCGCUCCAGGAAUCUGCAAGUGACUAAGACGGACAUGAACUUUGGAGUUGUGCACUGUAAAUAGUUUGCACCAAUAAAACCUGAAAAAGAAAGGUCGGAGUCUUGCCUGGCUACUCAUGAGCAUCCACCUGCACAUCUGACAGGUAGGGGGCUUUAACAUUUUGCCCCCUACUGUGGUCCUGAUGCACUGAACAACUUCUUGCCCUAUCCUCAAAACACACACACAAUAUCUUUCUCUUCAUUGUUGAAUAUUUUACUAUUUUACAGGGAACCAGAAUGGGAUCUAUGACGUCUCUAAAGAUGCUGCUGCCACCAAGAAAAUUCAUCUGACUGCAACUCCCCACUUCACCUACCUGAACCCUAACCCAGAUAAAAUGCCUCAGCGCCAGUAAGUGUCCACCUUGCUCCCCCCUUUCUUCCUUUCUGCUUGAGGCACUGGUUAACCUGUGGUGCUUCCAGUUGGAGAAUCUCCAUAGCCAAAAUACUAUGGUCAAACCUUGCAUUCACUCUUUCCAAGUCUGCCUUCUCCUGGCUGGCACAGCAAAGCACCAAAGGUGGCACUACAAGUUUCCUAAAGAUGUUUUGUCUAUUAAUGGCUAUGUUGACACCAUAAAGCAGCCCAUGUGUGCAAAAGCAAACUGGUUUCCUGCUUGCAACUUACUCAGGUUGCUGGCCAGUGUUACCAUGUAUUGGACUAGAUGAACCUUUGAUCUGAGCCAAAAAGGUGGUUCCUGGGUUCUCCCAACAUCUCUGUCUAUAUUGUUCUUGCCUGUCUUUUCUUCCAGGCUAGAUCCCAGCUUCACAAUUUCCACCUUGAAAAGCUCCCAUGUUGACAUCCUAAAUGAAACAUGGCCCUAUGGGGGCAAUGAACAAAGCCGACGGUUUCUGGACAACAUGGUGAAGUGCUUCCCCAAUAUCUGCAUCCUGGACAGCAAUGGUCAUCCUAUCAGCUGGGGCAUCACAGAUCCUCUUGGUGCACAAAUACAUGGCUACACCCUUCCAUCCCACCGCCGAAGGGGCUACUCAGCUAUAGUGACGAGGGCACUGUCCAUGAAAAGCCAUGUGGCAGGGUACCCUGUAUAUGGCCAUACUGCCACGAAUAAUGUCCAAACGCAGAAUUUGCUGAAAUAUAUGGGCUCCCAGAGAUUAUCUGAAUUGUGUCACAUCUGCUUACAUUCUUCAACUUAG
Molecule: messenger RNA, 12410 nt
Organism: Podarcis lilfordi (Lilford's wall lizard)
Lineage: Eukaryota; Metazoa; Chordata; Lepidosauria; Squamata; Lacertidae
Source: the annotation of a GenBank genome assembly